This is a messenger RNA of Periophthalmus magnuspinnatus, 1851 nucleotides long. RefSeq names its product zinc finger protein Pegasus-like. The record is from RefSeq and is a predicted model, not a curated record. NCBI's taxonomy places the organism in Eukaryota, Metazoa, Chordata, Actinopteri, Gobiiformes, Gobiidae. The transcript is spliced from 4 exons. Bases 172 to 1353 code for a protein of 393 amino acids. Gene Ontology annotation, molecular function: DNA-binding transcription factor activity; RNA polymerase II cis-regulatory region sequence-specific DNA binding. Gene Ontology annotation, biological process: regulation of transcription by RNA polymerase II.
GACUCAGAAUGCAGAAGUCGUCCGUCACCUAGCAACAGCGUUAGCUUUUAGCCGAAUAUUUUAACAUUUUUUCACAUUUUCUCUGGUAUUUUAUUCACAAAACCAUGGUUUUAGACGCUGGGUGUUAAGAUACGACAUCACGACAGGUUGUAGUUGAUUUAAAGGGCUAAAAUGGAGGGGAUAAAGACGGAAUCGGUGGAUUUUGUGAAGGAGUUUCAGGAGUAUUUGAGCCAGCAGACCCAGCACGUCAACAUGAUCUCAGGCUCAGUGUGUGGAGAGAAGGAGCCAGCGGGAGAACAACACUAUCAGAGUCAUAUACACGAGUCCCAGGCUGCAGCCCACAGCCCGGUGGAGCCCUCUCCCCCAGACAUGAGCCUGUCUCUGGGGGAGGCUCCCGAGGUGCAGAUGGAGGGACUGGAGAGAACCAGCGACGGGAAAUACAAGUGCAGCUACUGCAGCUACAGCAACAAGGGCAUGGCUCGCCUCGUAGAGCACAUACGCAUUCACACGGGAGAGAAGCCUCACCGGUGCCAGCUGUGCCCGUUCGCCUCUGCGUACGAGCGCCACCUGGAGGCCCACAUGCGCUCGCACACCGGAGAGAAGCCGUACAAAUGCGACCAGUGCUCCUUCCGCUGCAGCGAUCGCAGUAACCUGUCCCACCACCGGAGGCGCCGUCACAAGCUGCUCCCCUCCCGAGUGCCGCGCCUCCAGCAGUUCAACAACAAACGAAUCCACAGCGUGUUACAGAAGAGGCAAAACUCUCUGGGAUACGCGCGGAGACUGGUUUUAAACUACAACCCGGCCCAAAUGCUCAUGCAGAAAACGGAUUAUCUCAACGAAUUUCCACACAGACAGCACGAUUUCCGAAAUAUCCCGAAUUUGGAUGAAAACCGAGCUUGUUUACCUUUCACAAAUCCUCUAGACCAGCUUUCUACGUUGGCGGGUCAACUCUCCGAUCCGACGCCAGAUUCCAGCGAAAAUUUAAACGAAGAGAAGCCAAUUAUCAUCCAACAGAUCACGAGUCAAGCCAAGUGCGUGAGCAGCGCCCAGACGUCGUCCAGUCCGACGUCGCAGAACUGCAGCCCCACUCCGGGCCUGAGCUUCGAACACAACGUGAACGGCAGCAGUCAGGCCAACUCGCCGACGCGGGCCACUUUAGACGAAGAAACCCAACAGAAAUGCGUCUACUGCGACAUCCAGUUCGCAGAUAAUAUUUUGUACACGAUUCACAUGGGCUGCCACCGGUUCGAUCAGCCGUUUCAGUGCAACGUGUGCGGACAUCUGUGCAAAGACAAGUACGAUUUCGCUUGUCACUUCGCUCGCGGGCAGCAUAAGAAGCGAGCGAACGACUGAAUGAAUAUUAUUGAUGCUUUGAUGUAUGUCUAUGGAGGAAUGUUCAGCAGUUUCCAUGGUGACACAGCGCAGCCUCACAAGUUUGUAGACCGUCUCAAGAUAAAAUACACAGCGGGUUUAAAACAGCACAUUUUCAGGAGCUUGCGAUCAAUCCGAGCUCAUGGUCCCGUUCAGGAGUUUGACUUUCAACAAAAAGGUGAGUGACUAACCGGAAAACUGUUGGCUAAUGCUAAUGCUAGCGUGCGACUGUAAUGUUAUUCGAGAGUCGUGUGUGACGGCACAAAUCGGCUCACCUGUCGUAGUUCCAGCUAAAUCAGUUCUUUCUGGUCUUGAUUGGGCUAAAAUAAAGCUCAGAUUAAAAUAUAACUUGAAUAACAAAGCUUCAGACAGAGCAGUGCCUACGGUUAGCAUCACACCCCAAGGGAAUGUUGAUUAUCUCAGUUUUUUAUUAUUUAUUUAUGUCAUAAGUUUUGAUUUUAUAAUUUUAUCUUCCAUUUU